Molecule: messenger RNA, 2136 nt
Organism: Varanus komodoensis (Komodo dragon)
Lineage: Eukaryota; Metazoa; Chordata; Lepidosauria; Squamata; Varanidae
Product: transient receptor potential cation channel subfamily V member 5-like
Exons: 15
Coding region: 1-2136 (711 amino acids)
Biological process (GO): calcium ion import across plasma membrane
Cellular component (GO): membrane
Molecular function (GO): protein binding; calcium channel activity
Source: RefSeq, a predicted model, not a curated record
AUGAAGAAUUCCACUGAGAAGGUGCACUAUGAGGAAAAGAAAUACACAACAGAAGGGGAAAGUGUUUUUUUGUUUGUUUUACUCCAUGUCUGCAGGAUUUGGGACUCUCCACUUCUCCUGGCUGCUAAGGAGAACAAUGGCCAGGCCAUCAGGAAAUUGACCAUGGAUGGCUCUUGCGAUCUGUAUCAAAGAGGAGCUGUCGGGGAGACGGCGCUCCACAUAGCUGCCCUCUAUAAUAGCACUGAGGCUGCUGAAGUCCUUCUGGAGGUGGCUCCAGAACUCAUCAAUGAGAAGAUGACAUCUGAACUCUAUGAAGGACAAACCGCUCUCCACAUUGCAGCCGUCAAUCAAAAUGUGAAACUGGUGAGAUGCCUGCUCAAGAAAGGGGCCCACAUCUCCACUCCCCGAGCUACAGGCCUCUUUUUCAGGCGCACCCCGCAAAGCCUCUUCUACUUCGGGGAACAUAUUUUAUGCUUUGCAGCCUGCUCAGGAAAUGAGGAAAUUGUUCGUCUAUUGAUGGAAAACGGCGCUGAUAUCAGGUCACAGGACUCUCUAGGUAACACCAUCCUCCACAUCCUGGUCCUUCAACCCAACAGGACAUUUGCAUGGCAGAUGUACAACCUGGUCCUCUCCUAUGACAAACAAGAGGGGAGCCUUGAACCUCUGGACUCUAUUCUGAACAAUGAGGGCCUCACGCCUUUCAAGCUGGCUGGAGUCGAAGGCAACACUGUGUUGUUCCAGAACCUACUGCAGAAACGAAAGCAGGUGCUGUGGUCCUUUGGACCCAUUACCACCAUUCUCUAUGACCUCACAGAAAUUGACUCCUGGGGUGAAGAUCAACCUUUUCUGGAGCUUGUUGUCUCCACCAAGAGAAGAGAGGCUCGUCAUAUCCUAGACAUCACCCCGGUGAAGGAGCUAGUAAGCCUGAAGUGGAACACAUGUGGACGUCCUUACUUCUGCUUCCUGGCUUUAUUUUAUCUCCUCUACAUGAUUUCCUUUACCAUGUGCUGCGCUUAUCGACCUCUAAAAGAUUACCUGGGAAACUCUUCUUCUGACCGGGACAUCACUAUCCGCACCCAGAAAACAUUGCAGGAAUCGUAUCUAACAUAUGAGGAUCAUCUCAGACUGGUGGGAGAGUUGAUUACAGUGACAGGAGCCAUAGUGAUCUUGCUCUUGGAGAUUCCAGAUAUUCUAAGAGUUGGAGCCACCAAGUACUUUGGGCAAACCAUCCUGGGAGGACCUUUCCACAUCAUCAUCAUCACAUAUGCCUGUUUGAUCCUGGUGACCAUGGUGAUGCGUCUCACGAGCACCAACGGAGAGGUGGUCCCCAUGUCUUGUGCCCUGGUGCUGGGCUGGUGCAACCUCAUGUAUUUUGCUCGAGGGUUUCAGAUGCUGGGGCCCUUCACCAUCAUGAUACAGAAGAUGAUAUUUGGAGAUCUUACUCGCUUCUGUGGGCUGAUGGCUGUUGUGAUACUUGGCUUUGCUUCAGCCUUUUAUAUCAUCUUCCAGACAGAGGAUCCCAGCAGUAUGGGAGAGUUCAGCACCUACCCACUCUCUCUGUUCACCACCUUUGAGCUGUUCCUUACCAUCAUUGACGGACCCACCAACUACGAUGUGGACCUGCCAUUCAUGUACAGUGUGGUGUACUUUGCAUUUGCCAUCAUUGCCGCUUUGCUCAUGCUCAACCUGCUCAUCGCCAUGAUGGGCGACACUCACUGGCGUGUGGCCAGUGAACGGGACAAGCUUUGGCAGGCUCAGGUUGUUGCCACGACGAUCAUGCUGGAGCGGAAGCUUCCACGAUGGCUCUGGCCUCGCUCUGGCAUCUGCGGGCGAGAGUACGGGCUCGGGGACAAGUGGUACCUGAGGGUGGAAGAGAGUCUGGAAUCAAACAAGCUCAAGGCGCUUCGCUAUACAGAGGCCUUUAAGAACCAGAACAAGCAGGAUUCUGGCAGGUCUUCCAAAGAACUAGAGCCGGGUGAGGAUUUCCUAUUCAAGAAGGAAUCCUCUCCCUCUGUCUCCAGGAGCACAUCCCAGAGCAGUUUCCACCGUGGCUGGCAAAUCCUGCGGCACAACACCUUCAGCCACUGCCGUGGGGAAGUUAACCCUGCCUUGGAAGAAGAGGUCUACCACAUCUGA